Colius striatus (speckled mousebird) is the source of this 2495-nucleotide messenger RNA. Its product is annotated as lanosterol 14-alpha demethylase. NCBI's taxonomy places the organism in Eukaryota, Metazoa, Chordata, Aves, Coliiformes, Coliidae. The record is from RefSeq and is a predicted model, not a curated record. The transcript has 10 exons. The coding region runs from base 68 to 1546 and encodes 492 amino acids. Gene Ontology annotation, molecular function: monooxygenase activity; heme binding; oxidoreductase activity, acting on paired donors, with incorporation or reduction of molecular oxygen.
CGCGCCGAGGCCACAGUCCACAGCGCGCAGUCCGCGGCCCGGUGGAUGGUGGCGGGUGCUGAGCCUAAUGGAGGGUGGCGGGUCCCCACUGGAGCUCGUGGCCGUCGGCAACCCCCUCUCCCUGGUGCUGGCCGCUUCCGCCUUCGCACUGAGCCUCGGCUUCUUGUUCCAGCUGGGCUACCGGCGACACGGCGGCUCCGGACAAGGGAAAUAUCCCCCUUAUAUUUCAUCAAGCAUCCCAUUCCUUGGUCAUGCUAUUGCGUUUGGAAAAAGUCCCAUUGAGUUUUUGGAAAAUGCUUAUGACAAGUAUGGGCCUGUGUUCAGUUUCACUAUGAUUGGCAAGACAUUCACAUACUUACUGGGUAGUGAUGCUGCUGCUCUACUCUUCAAUAGUAAAAAUGAAGAUUUGAAUGCAGAGGAUGUGUACUCUAGAUUAACUACACCAGUUUUUGGCAAGGGAGUUGCUUACGAUGUCCCUAAUGUGGUAUUUUUAGAACAGAAGAAGAUGCUCAAAACUGGGCUAAAUAUUGCCCAGUUCAAACAGCAUGUAUCUGUGAUUGAAGAAGAAACAAAAGAGUACUUCAAAGCAUGGGGAGAGAGUGGGGAAAAAAACCUGUUUGAAGCCCUUUCAGAACUCAUCAUUUUGACAGCAAGUCAUUGCCUACAUGGGAAGGAAAUAAGGAGCUUGCUGGAUGAGAAGGUGGCUCAGCUUUAUGCAGACUUGGAUGGAGGUUUUACCCAUGCUGCCUGGCUUUUGCCGGGUUGGCUACCUCUGCCUAGCUUCAGACGUCGAGAUCGAGCACACAGAGAAAUAAAGAAUAUUUUCUACAAGGUGAUCCAGAAACGUCGAAAAUCUGAGGAAAAGGAGGAUGACAUGCUCCAAACUCUACUUGAUGCUUCAUACAAGGACGGCCGGCGGCUGACAGAUGAUGAGAUCGCGGGGAUGCUCAUUGGGCUGCUGCUGGCGGGGCAACACACCUCCUCUACCACCAGCGCCUGGCUCGGCUUCUUCAUGGCCAGAGACAAAGCCCUGCAGGACCAGUGCUAUGCAGAGCAAAAGGCAGUUUGUGGGGACGACUUGCCACCGUUAACUUACGAUCAGAUCAAGGAUCUCAAUUUGCUGGAUCGCUGCCUAAAAGAAACUUUAAGGCUUAGACCUCCUAUAAUGACCAUGAUGAGAAUGGCCAGAACUCCCCAGACUGUCGCUGGAUACAAUAUUCCCCCUGGCCAUCAGGUCUGUGUCUCUCCCACUGUUAAUCACAGACUGAGGAACUCCUGGAAGGAUGCUCUGGACUUCCAGCCUGACCGGUAUCUCCAGGAUAACCUGGCAGCGGGAGAGAAGUUUGCGUACAUUCCCUUUGGUGCUGGCCGUCAUCGCUGCAUUGGAGAGAACUUUGCUUAUGUUCAGAUUAAGACGAUUUGGUCUACUUUGCUUCGUUUGUAUGAAUUUGAUCUCAUCAAUGACUAUUUUCCAACUAUAAAUUAUACAACAAUGAUACACACACCUAAUAACCCUGUUAUCAGAUACAAGAGGAGGUCACUGUAGAUUCUGGAACUAAAACCUCAUGUAAGAUGUGUGAACUAAGACUUGAAUAACGUUAUGAGAAAAUGAAUGGAAACUGUUGCACCUAGUGUUAGGAAAGCACCAAUCAUCUACCACAUGGGAAAUUUUUUCAUCUAUUUUGUUUGUUUGCCGCCACCAUUUAAUGCUGCUGUGUGCAACUGCAAUUCUCAUUGCAUUUUUAAAGAAAACCUAUCUUUUCUACUGGUGUAACACUUAAGGUGCAUGCCAACUCUUCAAGGUGAAGAAAUAAAUUAUUUCUAGAACUUGUUGCUUUUGAAAACUAUUUGAAGAUUACUUUUCCCUGGAUAGCAAGGGGACUGUGUGCUUUACCUCUGUAUGAAAUUACAGUACUGACAGGGAACAGGCAUGGAGGGGGGCAAUGUACAUGGUGAUGCCCAACCCUUGGUGUUUGUGGUUCUCUUCCAUGUGAGCUAGGUCUGAGCUGGACUGAUUCUUGGAAGUGUCCACAUAACUAAAAAUGUUACUGUACAGCUGAGUCCAGCUACACACUCUUCAGAGAAGUCUUUUUCUGAGAAGAAACUAUUUAAAUGUCUAAGUUGAAGCAGCAGUAAAAGGCCUAGGUUCACAAGGCAACACAUAAUUUUCUAAAGUGUUCUGAAACUUUUCUCUGAAAGCUUGUUGUAACUGUGCAAGUAAUAAUAUAAUACAAUGUUAAUUCUGUAAAUAACAUGUUUGUGUAUAAAAUGGUCACCAGUGCAGUAAAUAACUGAAUAUUAUGUCCUCUUGUACUGACUCACGUAGGAUUGUUAAAUGAUGUUUGGUUCCCGAGUGAUGUAAUGAGCUCUGGCUCAAUGGAACUUUGGAUUAAAUUUAUAAACAACCCUCUUGUAGAAGUUUUCUGUGCUAAACUCUGGCACUUCUGAAAAGCUUAUCUAAGGAAAUUUGUAAUAAACUUUCUUUCUUGCACGUA